Molecule: messenger RNA, 912 nt
Organism: Dioscorea cayenensis subsp. rotundata (Guinea yam)
Lineage: Eukaryota; Viridiplantae; Streptophyta; Magnoliopsida; Dioscoreales; Dioscoreaceae
Exons: 2
Coding region: 278-805 (175 amino acids)
Source: RefSeq, a predicted model, not a curated record
GGAAACUCAAUGUUUCUCCUCGAGCAAAAUUCUUCAUUUGGACCUUGUUACAUGGCAAAGUGAGACUUCUGAUUAUUUAUAUGCCAUCAAUGUUUGUCCAAUCAUGCCUUGUGGUUUUUGUGGCUUGGUUAAUGAAUCUGUGGUUCAUAUCUUUCGUCAGUGUAUUUGAUCACAAGGGAUUUGAAAUUCAGUGUCCGACAUGAUUGGACAACCCAUUAAUCUUUAGGAUCAUAUUGUUGUUGGGGCUUGGUUAGAUCCAAAUAGGGCUGAUUUCUCUAUGUUCAAAGCUUCUAUCAUUGUAGCCACUGGUUCAUUUGGAAAAGGUCGAUGUGAUCACAUUUUCAAGAAUAGAAGACCUAAUUUUGGCUGGAUUGCGUGGAAAGCUGUGGAUCAUGUUCAUGAAUUUCGGCGAAUGCCAACAAAUAAUAUGGGAUGCUGGCAGAUUCCUUUCUUCUCGAGCCCGAAUGCUGAAAUAAAGGCUCUCAUUAUUGCUAUUCACAAUCUUCGAACGGAGAAUAUCAACAUUGCCAGAAUUUUCAUCAGCUCUCAACCUCUCAUGAGUAUUUUAAAUAAUUGUCAAUGUUUGGGGCUGUGGUUUUCGCAAACUUCUGUGGCUAAUCUCUAUCAUUUGCUGUCCGAAAUUGGUAAUCCUCGCAUUGAUAUGAUCCCUUGGAAUUGGAACAAGUUAGCAUAUGCUUCAACCUGGAAGGGAUUCAGCUCCCCGGACCUGUCUCUUUUUCACAAAAGCCUUGAUCUUCCCCGUUGGCUUAUGAAGGCCAUUAACAAUGCUAGUUUUGUUUGUUAAUUUCAUUGUAAUUUUGGUUGUUUUUGUCUCUUUCCUUUUCUUCUUUGUUUGUGUUCUUUGGUUUGUUUUUCUUCAUCCUUUGAUGUGCUCUUCUCUACUUAGUUUUC